This is a messenger RNA of Thrips palmi, 3062 nucleotides long. It is a transcript of the gene APC4, whose product is annotated as anaphase-promoting complex subunit 4. Bases 270 to 2777 code for a protein of 835 amino acids. Gene Ontology annotation, biological process: anaphase-promoting complex-dependent catabolic process; protein K11-linked ubiquitination; positive regulation of mitotic metaphase/anaphase transition. The record is from RefSeq and is a predicted model, not a curated record. The transcript is spliced from 12 exons. Gene Ontology annotation, cellular component: nuclear periphery; anaphase-promoting complex. NCBI's taxonomy places the organism in Eukaryota, Metazoa, Arthropoda, Insecta, Thysanoptera, Thripidae. Gene Ontology annotation, molecular function: protein binding.
CGGCAAGUGUUUGUUUUCGUCUGGUCCGUUUGUUUCGGAUUUGAUGAAUGGCCUUUUUUCUGAAUUUUCAUUCGAGGGACUUGAAGCAAUUUAAGUCUGCAGAUCAUAAAUGAGAAUAAUUUGGUUCUCAAAGCAUGACUGUCAUCCGUGAAGCUAACGUUUAUCAAGAGGAAAUCUUGGAGGUAUAGGGGAACCUAACCUACUGCUGGUUUCAGUUCGCUGCCAGUUUCUACUUUAAAUCCGACUCUGUCAAACACAGUAUUAUCACUAUGUCUGGAUCAAUGAGACUUUUGGACGAACGUCAUGUGGCUAUCAAAGUGGAGCUCAUGCUGUGGUCGAGCAAAAUGGAUCUGCUGGCACUCUCCAACACUAGAGGCGAAGUCGCCCUGCACCGCUUGUCUUGGCAGCGAGUUUGGUCCUUGUCUCCAAGGCAAGAAGGAGCAUCAGUCAGAGCCAUGGCCUGGCGUCCCGACGGCAAAGUCAUAGCCAUUGCUUAUAGCACAAAGGAACUUCUGCUUAUUGAUGUUGAGAAUAAGGAAACAUUACAUACCACUCAAAUGGAUUCUGACAUUAUUUCUCUGACAUGGGUACAGGAACAAGAUGGAAGUGGUGACAAUAGCAAAGGAAAUUCCUCGCAGGAUAGAAGUCACUCAUACUCUGGCAUUGAAAAUGCAAGCAAGUUUCUUCCCAAGCUGCCUCCUCUGUCAAGGAGCUUUGGUGUCAACAAAAUCAAUAAUGAAGAAAAUUUAGAAGACACAAAACGCAUUCGUGAUCAGAACCAUCUGAAUAUUUUGUUAGUUGCUCAGGAAGGUGGAAAACUUAGCUUGAGUGUCUUUGGGCUUUUCCCCUGCGGUGUCAUUGACCUCCUACCACACAUGAAAGAGGCUGGCUGUGACACGUGUGGUGCAGUUGUGGGUGCUGCUGUGUCAGACGAUCUCAAAGUCAUGUGUGUUUUUGUUGAAGGAGAGAAAAUAUGUGAAAAUACAUCAACAAGAAGUGGUAGAAAAAUAUGGGCUGUAAUUUUAGAAACCCCUCUACUUGCCUCUCACUCAAGAGAGUUAUACACAUUAGCUCUUAAACAAGGCCACAUAAGUAGCUUGCAAGGUUAUUUAUCAAGCACUAUGCAGGCUAUCACAGAAGCAUGGGAAAGCAUUCUUUUGGAGAUGGACUCCAAGCUGGCAUCUUAUGCAGCCACCGUUGCAGAUGGCUCUGUAGCUGCUGACUUUCUCGAUUUAUUAAUGUUGGGUGUUCCAUCUUCAGAAUUAGAACUUUUUCUGCAAAGAGAUCUUACUGAAAAGGGGUUGAAAAAACUAAGCCAUUCUAUAGAAUUAAGUUACUCAAAUAUACAGAAAUUUGUACUUAAACACAUUCACUGUGUGGGCACAAGUGUGUCGUUCCACCUUACCGAACUCAGAGGAAUGGCUCGUCAUGUGGAGCGAUUUGCCCCACUUGGUCUGACCGAGGAAGCUGUCGCUGCAUCUCUGUCUGCCGCUGGAGCUUUUCUCGUCAAAGCUACAGAAGUGCAGCAGGUUAUAGAAAAUUCAAUGAAGAAAUACAAAGCAUUUUUCCGGUGGCUCAUGUUGGCCAUGCUACGACUGACAGAGGAAAUUGCUCCAGCUGAAAUCUCUAAACAAACUCAACAGGAUCUGACAUUUAUUGCUGAAUUCUUGUGUAAUUUUGAUGGGGCUUCAGAUGCUAAUGCUACGCAAGCACCUGAUCCGACAGUUGAUACCUGCAUAGCUAACCAAGGGAAUCAAGAGUCAGCCUCAGGAAAAGUUCCUAGUAGGACAGGGUUGAGCACACCUGGCAGGAAAACUCGUUUCAAUUUGGAACGCUUAGGUCAAUAUCUAGUGGAUCAGGAAUUAUCAUUUCUCCCAGACACUGACAGCAAUCCAUGGAAUAAUUUGUUAUCAGAGUAUCCAUCUUUAAGUGAGGAUCCUCUAAUAAUACCACAUUUCAGAAAAAUGUCUCUGGUCCAGCAGCACAAUCAUUUGAUUUCUGCAAUUGAUGCUGUAUUUAAAGAACCUGUUGAAUGUAUAGGACAUACAUUCACUCUUCAGCGUGUUGUGAGGUUGCCAGAUACAGCUAUAACUCACCCCCUGUAUUAUGGCUCUGGAGAAGAAAGCAAUAGGAUAUUUAAAAUUACUUUUGUUUUUUGUGGUGCUGAAAAAAAAAUAGUAGUUUCUUAUCCAAAAAAUGAAAUUUCUCUUUAUAUCAUUGAAUUACCAACACACAUUCCACAGUCAGAACCAAAGGUUACCAUGGAACAGAUGUGUCUCUCUUUUAUUACUCCAGUUUCAGAAAUAAUAGACACCAGCUCAGAUAAAACAUCAAGUUCCUUAUUUAAAAUCAAUGAUAUGCAAUUUUAUGUAGCAGAUAUUUUAUCCCUUCUCUUGGAGAAAAGGGGCGAUGACCGAAGUGCCGUGAUAGUUCAGUUUCCUCUGCGGCUUGCAUCUUGUAUUGCUGUGUCAGUGACAGGAAAUCCAAAGUCAUUCCAUGAACUCACAGCAGGUGAUGGCACCAAUUUGGUUGAUCCUAAUGCUCUCCGGACAAUAGAUAAUUUUGUGGGCUCAAGUCUGGCUGUAAGUGGAAGCAGGAAAGUUGCUGUGUUACUUUCCGAAAACCGCUGCAAAGUUCGUCUCUUCGAAAUGGAGGCUGAGGAAGAUGAAGAAGAGGAUGAAACUAUGGAUGCCACAGGUAGCUCAAUAAGAGACAGUGACCAGAGUCAGAGUCACCUGCUAGAUCAGAGCAAAAGUUCAGAGCCUGACAUGGAAUGAAAAUUGAACUCCCUUGUUCCCUGUUAAUGCAGUGUGUUUGGAACAGGCAUGAAAUUGAAGUUAACAUCAGAUAACAAUGUUUUGUUUUAUUGUGUUUUUGAUGUUUAAGUUCACAAUAGUAGAGAACCUAUGGUUACUUGCCAUGAAGUGAAUUUUACUUAUUGCUAACUCACAGAAUACAAUCAGAAUGCUUAAAAUGCACUUUGUUUACUGAGCAAUAAACAAAAACUUUUAUAGGGCUCUAGAAGAUUUGUCAAGUAAUGUGGUGGAGAUCCCUAUUAUUAA